Molecule: messenger RNA, 1771 nt
Organism: Passer montanus (Eurasian tree sparrow)
Lineage: Eukaryota; Metazoa; Chordata; Aves; Passeriformes; Passeridae
Product: peptide YY-like
Exons: 4
Coding region: 1299-1574 (91 amino acids)
Biological process (GO): neuropeptide signaling pathway; feeding behavior
Cellular component (GO): extracellular region
Molecular function (GO): neuropeptide hormone activity; neuropeptide Y receptor binding
Source: RefSeq, a predicted model, not a curated record
CCGCGGGUGUCACCGCGCGGCCACGCCGCGGGGGACACCCCCCCACUGCCACCAGCCGCGUCCCCGCCGCCGCUCGCCCGGGUGACAACCGGGGCACGAGUGGGAGCCGCGUCCCCUCCGGCCGGGCUGGCACCCUCCCGUGUCCCCUGCGGCCGAAUCGUGUCGCCUCCAGCCGCGCUGGUGGCACCCCGCAGUGUCCCCACGGCCGUGUCCCCCCAACCCCCUGGCCGGGGGUGUGGCUGUGGCUGGGUGCGGCCAGCCCGGCGGUUUUGGGGACCCCCUUCUGCCACCUGUCCCCAUCCCAGCAGCCCACGGUGGCUUUGGUGGCCCUGCCCGGCGGGCACGUCCCCGCCGCGUCCCUCCGUGCCUCAGUUUCCCCCGGAGCCGGUGAUUGCUCCUUAAUGGUAAAUCCAUACGGGAUUAAUGUCCCCGCGCGGGGGGCUGGAAAGGUCACCUCAUCCGUCCUGGGGGUGGUGACAGCGCUCGAUGGCGGUGGCGGGGCUGCGGUGACAGGGCUGUGGUGGCGGCUUCGUGCCUGGUCUGGGGAAACUGAGGCAGCCGUGGCUGUGGGUGUGCCUGUCCCCUCCAUUGUCCCCCAUAGGUGGCUUGUGCCAGGGCCGUGGGUCCUGUCCCAUGUGCCAUGGUGGUGUCCCUGGGUGUGGCCGGUGUCCCCGUGUCCCGCUGUCACAUCCCGCGGCUGUCUAAGGGCAGGUUUGUGUGACACGGCUGCGUGUGACAUCCGUGUCACUGUGCCGUGUACUAGUGCCACAGCUGCGUGUGACAUCUGUGUCCAUGUCCCGUGUCCUAGUGCCACAGCUGCGUGUGACAUCCGUGUCCCGUGUCCUAGUGCCACGGCUGCGUGUGACAUCCGUGUCACUGUGCCGUGGCUGCUGUCACAUGUGCCGUGUCGUGUGCCCUGGCUGCCUGUCUCACCCGUCUGUGCGCCACUGUGCCCACGUCCCGUGCCCGCCUGGCACUGCCAUGUCCGUGUCCCGUGGCCCCGCGCGUGUCCCCGUGUCCGUGUGUCCCCUCCGUGCCCCCCCCGCUCUGUCCUGCCCAGCCCCUCGGUGUCCCCGGCUGGGCACCGUGCAGGGGGACAGCGACAGGGUGCUGGCACGUGUCCCCUGCCCGUGGCGGGGGGGCCGCAGGGUCCUGCGUGCCCGUGGGUCUGUCACGCGUGAGGGAGGAGCCACAGCCCCCCUCGGGCUAUAAAACCCCGCGCGGGUGCAGGAGCCGCCGUGUCCCCGGCACUGUCACCCCACUGCCAGGCCCUGGCUGUCACCUCUGCCUGCGCCAUCAUGGUGACAUCCCCGCGGCCGUGGCGCGCGCUGGUGGCCGUGUCCCUCUGUGCCCUGCUGUGCCUGGCGGCCGCGUACCCCCCGAAACCCGAGAGCCCCGGCGACGACGCGUCCCCCGAGGAGAUGGCCCGGUACUUCUCGGCCCUUCGCCACUACAUCAACCUGGUGACGCGGCAGAGGUACGGGAAACGCUCCAGCCCCGGCGCCGCGGUGGCGGAGCUGCUCCUGGGGGCCGCCGGGGACAGGUCACGGUACGAUGACGACUCCUCGUGGUGACCGCCCCGCCCAGCUCCCCCCUGUCCCCCCAAUCCUCCCCAUCUCUCCGGGUCCCCCCAGGGGACCCAGGGCCAGCGCUGCAAGGCCGGGGACCCCCAGAACCCGGCCCGGGGGCGUCCCGCUGCCGGGGGGGCCCCGACCCCGUCCCCUCCCCUCCGCUGCGGGCGGGUCCCGCGUGGUCCCUGCACGGCCCCGCA